Rotaria socialis is the source of this 1494-nucleotide messenger RNA. Lineage: Eukaryota; Metazoa; Rotifera; Eurotatoria; Philodinida; Philodinidae. The record is from the annotation of a GenBank genome assembly.
AUCGGAUUGUUUUCCAGUAAAAUCCACAUUGUCAAUCGAUUGAUAAUUCGAAUUGUGCUACAGAACAAUCAGAUUUUAAUCGAACUAAUCUCCACUGGGCUAGCAAUAACAUCACGUUUGGGUUAAAUGGUGAUCGAUUAAAAUCAAAAUUAUCAAUCGGAUUGCGGAUUUGAUUUUGUUGCACAAUAAUUUGAUUGAAAUCAGCGAAUAUUUUUCACUGGGUAGGGCGCAGAGCCUUGGUGGUUGGGCUGAGCCUAACCAUACUCUACUCUGGUAACCCCACACCCACACCCUCAAGACUGAUAUACAACAUUUUUAAUGGUCAGAUAAGAUGUCUUUUAUUUCAUCUGGAAAGAAUUUUGCAUUUCUUGGAAAUCAAGUCGGACCUUUUUUAGCUCAGAAUAGGAAGUAUCUUGAAUAACCUACCAAGAUGGUGUGGGUGUGGGUGUGGAUGUAAACGUGAUGAUCUUUUUUCUUUGAAUAUACCAGCAACAUAACACCCACACCCUCAAGCCCAGACACGCUUCAAGGGUGUCACGAAAACAAUAGCCUUUCUGAUUUUGAAAGAAAUAUGAGCGUCUUCGAGUGGUAUGUAAGUUAACUUAGUCAUUAUCGAAAAAGAACCUACCGAGUUAAUUUUAUAACAUGGACAAACUUUUCAUACAUGUUUUCAUUUUUCACUCAUCGUUAAUCUUUUUUGCUAUAAGAUGAAGAGAGAAAAAAAGACACAAUAGGAGAAUAAACAAUUCUGGUAAUAAGUGGGAAAAAUGUCUGCAUUUGAGCAAAAAGCGUCGAUAACAAUUUCUUUUUAACGUCUCCUUUUUCAGAUCAUAUUGUUCUUCAUUAGGAAAAAAAUUGUCUGUAUUAGCUAUUUGGAAAAUGGGAGGAAAAUAAUCAUUACUGACAACUAGUAUAAUUACGGCAGCUCUAUCCGACCGAGUAGUAAAUUCGACUUUACAGUUGUCAUCUCAGGGCGCACGAUGGCUUCUACGCAAUUCACAACAGGCUGCAUUAGCCGUUGCAGUUUUUCAAAGUCUUUCGACGAUAUCUGGCAGUGGUGGUUUAGCCAAUUUAGCAUUGAAUGGUCUUCGUAUUCAGGAUUUUCAAGUACCUGAUGAACUGAAUGAUUAUGAGACAUUUACGAUUGAUACUUCCGAUAUCAUUAUGGACUAUUACGAGUACAUAACUUCCACAUCACACGCUUUUGUCAUCUUCAGAAUAGAAAAUGGCAAUGUUUACAUGUGUCAUCUUGUUGGAGAACACUCCAAUAACGAUAAUUCUCCAGCGCUGUAUGUUCAGGUUCGAAAGUUUAAUAGCAGUCAUUGGCAGCCGCGUAACAUACCAGUGCGUCAACUAAGACGAGAGGUAACUUGCGAUAUGCUGAGGAGAUAUAUUGACAACCGAAUAGUUAACUGGGGUCAUUAUGUUUACUCGGAAAAUGAUUGUCGUCACUUUGCAAGUGAUAUAGUCAAGUUUUUUGAGAAGAAAUACUGA